Messenger RNA from Ostreococcus lucimarinus CCE9901, 1375 nucleotides. RefSeq lists its product with no specific name. The coding region runs from base 12 to 1340 and encodes 442 amino acids. Lineage: Eukaryota; Viridiplantae; Chlorophyta; Mamiellophyceae; Mamiellales; Bathycoccaceae. The record is from RefSeq and is a predicted model, not a curated record. Gene Ontology annotation, biological process: cytoplasmic translational termination. Gene Ontology annotation, molecular function: sequence-specific mRNA binding; translation release factor activity, codon specific. Gene Ontology annotation, cellular component: cytosol; translation release factor complex. The transcript has 3 exons.
CGCCUCUCGCGAUGGCCGACCAAGACAGCAAUGAAAAAGAAAUUGAAAUAUGGAAGAUGCGCAAGCUCAUCAAGAAGCUGGAAGACGCGCGCGGGAACGGGACGUCGAUGAUUUCGCUCGUGAUCCCGCCGAAAGGGCAAGUGAACCUGGUGCAAAAGAUGUUGAUCGAAGAGAUGGGCACGGCGACGAACAUUAAGUCUCGAGUCAAUCGACAGUCAGUGCUCGAUGCGAUCGGUUCGGCACAACAGCGCUUGAAGCUGUACAAUAAAGUGCCGCCGAAUGGGCUCGUCGUGUAUUGCGGCGCGGUGUUGACGGAGAGCGGGAAGGAACGGCAGAUGAAGAUUGAUUUUGAACCCUUCAAACCGAUCAACACGUCGUUAUACAUGUGUGACAACAAGUUUCACACUGCAGCGUUGAGUGAUUUGUUGCAAAACGAUCAGAAGUAUGGUUUCGUCGUAAUGGAUGGUAACGGGACGCUCUUCGGAACCUUGUGCGGGAACCAUCGCGAGAUUCUACAAAAGAUUUCCGUUGAUUUACCGAAAAAGCACGGUAGAGGUGGUCAAUCCGCGCUUCGUUUCGCGCGUCUGCGUUUAGAAAAACGUCAAAACUACCUUACCAAGGUUGCUGAGCUCACGACGCAGCAUUUCAUCAGUAAUGAUAGGCCCAACGUCGCCGGCUUGGUGCUCGCCGGUUCGGCGGAUUUCAAGAACAAACUCGCCGAGGCGGAUUGCUUCGACAGUCGCCUUCAAGAAGUCACCUUGGCCGUAGUCGAUGUCUCUUACGGCGGUGAAAACGGCUUUAAUCAAGCGAUUGAGCUCUCCGCGGACACGCUUUCGUCGCUCAAGUUCAUCCAAGAAAAGAAAUUGGUUGGCAAGUUUUUCGACGAAAUCGCCCAAGACACGGGCAAGUACGUUUUUGGUAUCAACGAUACUUUGACGUGCUUGGAAAUGGGAGCGGUUGAAACUUUGGUGUGCUGGGAAGAUCUCGAGGUCGCGCGCGUGACCCUGAAAAAUAGCAGCACCGGAGAGGAGACGAUUAAGUUUUUGCGGCCCGAAGAGACUGAGGGCAAUGAAAACGACCACGUGCGCGACGCCGAUGGCAACGAUUUGGAGAUUGUCGAAUCCGUCCCGCUGUUGGAGUGGCUAGCAAACGAGUACAAGAAGUUUGGUUGCGUCUUGGAACUCAUCUCGGAUAAGUCGCAAGAGGGUAACCAAUUUUGCCGUGGUUUCGGCGGCAUCGGCGGUUUGUUGAGAUAUCAAGUCGAUCUCACCGCCUUCGAAGUCGCCGCCGACGCCAACUCCGACGAUUGGGACUCCGACGAUUCCGAAUGUUUCAUCUAACCCUUCCCGUUGCAUUGACUCGAUCCUAACGCCAC